Molecule: messenger RNA, 804 nt
Organism: Hemisphaericaspora subhashii
Lineage: Eukaryota; Fungi; Ascomycota; Pichiomycetes; Serinales; Debaryomycetaceae
Product: endonuclease/exonuclease/phosphatase family protein
Exons: 2
Coding region: 1-804 (267 amino acids)
Molecular function (GO): 3'-5'-RNA exonuclease activity
Source: RefSeq, a predicted model, not a curated record
AUGAGUAAUGAAGUGAAAGGAUUACUAAUAGUUCAAUGCUACGCGGUCGGAAUUCAAGGAGAAAAGCCUUGGACCGAACGUAAAGAUACACUCCUUAGGGCCAUGCUGAAGAGUAAGUCUGAGAUACCAACAUUUAUUACACUUCAAGAAGUACUUGUUAAACAACUUAACGAUAUUAAAUAUGGUCUUAAUGGUAAUGAAAAUUCAUAUCCUUGGACUCAUUUUGGAACUGGUCGAGACGAUGGUGCAAAUGGUGGUGAGUUCUCACCAAUUAUUUACAAUGCCGAAGAUUGGAAGUUGCAAAGCGGAACUCAAAAAUGGUUAAGUCUCACUCCAGAUAUACCCUCCGCCCAUCCUACUACAACCUAUAAAAGGAUUGUCACGAUGUGUACAUUCACCCACAAACAAACUGGUGCUGGGAUUAAUGUAGUCAAUACACAUUACGAUCACAUAUCCAAUGAAGCAAGAAAUUAUGGUUCCGAAUUAAUUGUCAAGUAUGUUAGCGAAUUCGUAAAUAAUUAUCCUACAGUUGUUACCGGUGAUCUUAAUUCUGCUAGGACUGGUUCUUCAUAUAAGAUACUUGCUAAUGCAUUUGCUGAUACCUAUAAUAUUGCAAGCGUGAAGGUCAAUGAAAAUUUGCCAACAUUUUCUGGGUUUUCUGGAAAAGAAGGAGAUACCAUAGAUUUUAUCUUUGCAAGUAGAGGUAUUAUUGGUGCCUCAAAACACGAAGUUGUGGAUAAUUUGAUGGAUAAUGGCCUUAGAUUCAGUGACCAUAGACCGGUAGUUGCAGAUUUUAGUAUUUAA